AGUGCUGUGUGACCUUUUUAUAAAAUUUGGUUUCUCUGAUCGAAUCCGUGGCAAACUUGAAAAAGAUGACUAAAGAUUCUAAAGAAAGGAGAGAAGAAGACAAAUUAAAAGAAAGGAAGAAGAUAAAAGAUGCUCCUCUGACAAAAGUUGUAAUCAGACGUUUGCCACCGACUCUUACUGAGGAAAACUUUGUUGAGCAGAUUUCUCCGAUGCCCCAGAAUGAUUACUUCUGCUUCGUCAAAGCUGAAAGAUGUUUAGCUCCAUUUGCAUUCAGCAGAGCCUACCUGAAUUUCACCAGCCAAGAAGACAUUAUAUCAUUCAGUGAGAAGUGGGAUGGACAUGUGUUUCUGGACACAAAUGGAAGAGAAUAUGUUGCUGUUGUGGAGUUUGCACCAUACACCAAGGUACCAAAGAAACCAAGCAGUAGGAAGGUUGAUCCAAGGUCCGGAACAAUUGAAGAUGAUGAUGAUUAUAAAAAGUUUCUAGAGUCAUUAGAAGUGACUGUUGAACCACUUCCAAGUGCUGAAACGUUCCUUGAAGAAAUUGAACAGAAAAAUAAUGAUAAGAAAGCGAUUGAGAUGACUACUCCAUUACUGGAUUAUCUGAAAAAUAAACGAGCGGAAAGAAUUAAAGCAAGAGAAGAUGCUAAAGAAGAAAGAAAACGAAAGGAACAAGAACGGCAAAAACGAAGAGAUGAGGAAAGGAGAAAGAAGAGAGAAGAGGAAAGGAAAAAGAAAAUUAAAGAGAGAGAAGAAAGGGAAAAGAGAAAAGAAAAAGAAACUGAACAAAAAGAGGAUACAUCAGUGAAGAUCCUUAAGAAUGAUGUAUCCAAAGAGGAAGUACGUUCAAAAUCCAAGUCAGAUGUCAAGGAUCGUACAAGGAAGGAAGAUUCAAGGACGAGUUCACCUAAGGUAGAAAGCAAAGAAGAUACCAUAAAGGAAAAGGAUUUUGACAAACAGAAAAGUUCGAGAAUUUCAGAAAAGGAGAGAGAUAAAGAACGAUUCAGAGGAAGAGAUGGAGGGAAAGAUAAAGGGAGGUAUGGAGGAGGAAGAACACCAGAACCAAUAAAAGACAGGUAUAAGGACAAGGAAAAAGAAAGAGAAAAACCUGACAGUAGAUCCAAUUCUAGUAGAGCUAGAGAUACUGCUUUUUCAAAGGACUCCAAAAGAAAAUUUGAUGAUAGAAGAGAUAGAAAAUCACUAUCAUCAACACCAAGUAAAGAGAAAUUGAAUAAUGGAUUUGGAAGUAAAGAAAAGAAGGAUGAAGUUAAACAGAAAUUGAAUGACAGUUCUGGGAAUAAAGACAAGAAAGAAGAAGUUAAAAAGAAUUUGAAUGAUGGUAUUGGAAGUAAAGAAAAGAAAGAUGAAAUUAAGAAGGCUAGCAGAUCGCCUGACAUAGCAUCAACACAGAAGUUAUCUGAUAAAGAAAAAGUUGAGAGUACACCAACUAAAAAAUCAGCAGAUGAAAGAGGAAAAGGACCAAGGAUCAGAAAUAAGGAUAGACCAGCAAUGCAAAUUUAUCGUCCAGGUCAGAGAUCCAUUAUAAAAUCAACAUCUCCAUCCACAGAUACUGACACUAGCAGUUCUAAAUCAGCGUCACCCGAAAAAAGUAAACGCAAAACCGAAAGCCCAACAAAUGAGAAAGCAAAGGACCCUAAACCCCAACGAGGGCAACAAGAUGACAGACCUCGGACUGGAGAAACAAAGGCAAAGGCAGAGAAAAGCUUGGACAAAGGAAAAGAUGAUAGAAGUGAAAGGAACAAAAACUUCGAGAAAGGAAGCAAUAGUGGGAGAUACGGUGGACGGCGUGACUAUAAGAGAGAGGAUGAUAAGAAGAGACACUGGGAUGAUAGACCCAGAGACUCCUAUAGGGGAGGGCGUUGGAGGGAUGAUCGUGGAAGAGAUGAUCGGGGGAGGGAUGACCGUAGGAGGGACGAUGGGGGUAAGGAUGAUAAGAAGAAAGAUCCAGUAAAAGACACUAAUAAAGCAAAGGCAACAGACACAAAAGAAUCAUAACUCAUCUUAUUUAAAGGUGAUAUCCUGCGAUUCUGUGGAAUACUGUGAGAUAGAAACUAAUUUCUCUAAGAAUUUAGUUUGUUUUGUUUUUUAAUCUAGCGCCCUCUGUGGUAGAUAAUUGACUAUCUAAUUUCAAUGACAUUUGAUUUCCUGACAUUGUUCUAAGACACAUUACUUUUAAGAUCUGGUGUAGUAGUCUCAUUUCUUUAUCUAAAAACGACCCUUCAAUAGUUAAACCAAUGACCUACUUCUUGAUAAUAGGUCCAUGGUUAAACAUUGACAACAAAUUGAAAACCUUCAAGACUACAUAAAAAAUCUCAUUUAAUUUUUGAUUUUUAUCUCUACUGGUUUUUAUGGUCUCACUCUUUUAUCUAAAAUGGCCAUUUUUAUAUUCAAAUAUUUACAACAAAUUGAUAAAAAGAUUCAUAUUUAAUUUGUGAUUAAAUUUUACUCUGAGUAAUGUUCCGAUGCAUACACAUGUUUCCUGCUAAUGAAGGAAGUUAAAUUUAAUUUAAAAUUGAUAUUAAUUAUCAUUUGUCAUUGAUUAUGUUAUAGGAUGACAAUUUUAUGUGAUGUUAUGGAAGCAACGUCUUGCCCUUUACAUUAUCAUUACGUCAUUAUUAUGUACUAGAUCUACUUCGUUAUUUUGAGGUAUCAUAUAAAUACAUGUGAAGAAAAAACA
This is a messenger RNA of Anneissia japonica, 2697 nucleotides long. Its product is annotated as regulator of nonsense transcripts 3B-like. The transcript has 10 exons. Gene Ontology annotation, biological process: positive regulation of translation; nuclear-transcribed mRNA catabolic process, nonsense-mediated decay. Lineage: Eukaryota; Metazoa; Echinodermata; Crinoidea; Comatulida; Comatulidae. The coding region runs from base 66 to 2015 and encodes 649 amino acids. The record is from RefSeq and is a predicted model, not a curated record. Gene Ontology annotation, molecular function: mRNA binding. Gene Ontology annotation, cellular component: nucleolus; cytoplasm.